Molecule: messenger RNA, 2195 nt
Organism: Ostrinia nubilalis (European corn borer)
Lineage: Eukaryota; Metazoa; Arthropoda; Insecta; Lepidoptera; Crambidae
Exons: 5
Coding region: 69-794 (241 amino acids)
Molecular function (GO): N-acetyltransferase activity
Source: RefSeq, a predicted model, not a curated record
CCAGCGGCCGUGACACACAGUUCACAAUCAUCAGUGAACGGGAGUGAAUGUGUUGACUUGUCGCUAAAAUGUCACAAACACCGCGAGUUUGGCGAAAAUUUACAGUGAAAAGUAAAGAUGGUGAAUUAAAACUUCGUAUUCAGGACAUGCCGAGUGAACGUUUGGACGAUCUUAUCGAUAUAUUUUUGAAAUAUUUCGUUCCGGAAGAGACGUCCCACAAAACAGCAGGUAUACAUAAAAGUGAAGAAGCUUUGGCGGAAUCAAGAGAAUUCGUCACAGAAAUGUCUACUGACAUUGCUAAGAGUCCACACAACUUAGUAAUAUGUUGUUUAGACGAAGAUCCUGAAGCUGUUGGAGAAAUUAUAGGAGCGUCUAUGACAACAGUCGCUAAGAAAGACGACCCUGAAGAAGAUAUGAAUUUCACGACAAAAACUAAGGAGGUGGCAGCUAUGUUUGCAAUAAUGGAUAAACUUUUUUCAAAAUACGACGUUAUGAAGGAUCUGAAUCUCGACAGUUUCCUUGAUGACAGAGGAAUUGUAAUAAAUCCAAAAUAUAGAGGUCUUGGAAUUGCUCAAAUGUUCUUCAAUGUCAGGCGCCAGAUAUGCCAUGACCUUGGAGUACCUCUUACUGGAGCCUGGAUGACGUCAGCAGGCUCUCAGAAGGCAGCAGCCCGUGAUGGAUGGGAAACAGUUUUCGAGGUUACAUACAAAGAAUUCGGGAAAGAAGCUGGAGUCGUGUUUGAAGAUGUACCACCUUCCUGUAAAUUUAUGACCGCCAAGCCAUUAUCGAUCUAGUCGUAUUUAAGCUUUAGUCAAGUAUAUCAAGUAUAUUUAAUAUAUUGAAUCUGAAUAUGCACAUUAUCUUUUGAUUGAAACUAACUCUUACUUACUUUUUAAAAACAUACCGAUUGGAGCUAAUCGGUAUGUUUUUAUCCAUUGACUAGCGGCCGCCCGCGCCGCGACUUCGUACGCAUGGAUCCCGUUUUACCCCCUUAGGAAGGGAGUUUCGUAAAACCCUGCUUAGCGGAUGCCUACGUCAUCAUAACAUCUACCUGCAUGCCAAAUUUCAGCCCGAUCCGUCCAGUGGUUUGGGCUGUGCGUUGAUAGAUCACUAUGUUAGUCAGUCAGUCAGUCACCUUUGAGUUAUAUACGUAUAAUAUUUAGAUUCACUUUCCCGCUACUGCAAUUUUUCUUCAUACGGGGGGCUUACAGUCCGAGGGCUCACUUUACUACAGCUUUUAUUCUGUACUUUUCUUCUAAGAAUUUUUACUAGUUAUGAAAUUGUAUAAUACAUGAGUUAAAUGACUAAUACUCUUAAACUAACUGAUGUAUCUUAACCGUUAUAGGUACUUUUCCUUGAAAGUUCAUGAAAAGCAGUAUCAUUAGGAUUUUUUUCAAAUUUUUCAUGCCAACAUUUUAGCAUUUAGGGGGGGGGGGGGCGCCUUAUUCGAACAAAAAUUGGCACUUUAAACUUUAAUAAUUUGCAAACAGAUCCCUAAAUGGAAAAAUAGUCUUAGAAACCCCUAAGCCAUUUUAAAAGACCUAUCCAACGUGUUAGGUAUAUACAUAAUUAUAAUAUACUUUAGUUAGACUGUCUAAUAAUAUUAUUAAUGUUUUCUAAGUAAUAACUUUCAGAGUCCAUUUAAUUGUCUCAUUACGAUAAUUUUACACUGCACUUCCGGUUUGUGAUCUCAUGUUGUGAUUUGUAGUGUUGUAUAAAUUAAAAUCAAAACAGUAAAAUGUUAAUAUCAAUUUUAUUUAAAAUAAUGAUUAAUUACAAUAUUUUUAGAACAUUGUUAUAAUAAUAAAUAAUUUAUAUCAAAAUGCACCGGGGUUUCCGCUUCCGAUCACACCGUAGCGAAAACCACGUUAGCAUUUUGUGAAUAAUGGCGGGCAGUCGUUGGUGAACUAUCGUGUCGAACGGAUUACUCUGCUGAAAUGUAAUUGUGUAAUACUGAUGAGUAAUACUGUUGUACAAGUUAUACAAUAAAUACUGUCAAAAGCAUCAACCGGCGUUUGAACUUAAAAGGACGACAAAAGUUCAGAAGCGGGAUACGAUAAGGAUAAACAAAACUUCCUUACACGCCUGCAAAACAUGAAGAUCCUGAAGUUGUUGGAGAAAUUAUUGGAGCGUCUAUAACAACAGUCGCAAAGAAAGAUGACCCUGAAGAAGAUAUGAAUUUCACGGAUAAAAAG